GGAGAGGGAGAUGCACACGGCACUCGAGUGAGGAAACAGAGAUGAAGGUACACAUGCACACAAAAUUUUGCAUCAUUUGUUUGCUGACAUUUAUCUUUCAUCAGUGCAAUCAUUGCCAUGAAGAUGGACAUGACCAUGGUCCUAAAGAGGGACGUGUACACUACCAUAAUGACUAUCAGAUCUCAAAUGCGUCCUACUUCCAGAAUGGAGGAACAGAAUCUAUGCCAAGUAAAUUUUCAACACUGGAAGCUGAAAAUGAACAAAAAUACUACAUUGAAAAGAUUUUUGAUCGGUAUGGUGAAAAUGGAAGAUUAUCUUUUUUUGGCCUGGAAAAACUGUUAAUAAGCCUUGGUUUAGGAGAGGUGAAAGUAGUGAUGAUAAAUCAUGAUGAUAUCGGCCAUGAUCAUGUUUCUCACUUAUAUGCUUUAGAAGUACAGGAAGGAAAGCAUUCUCAUUCUCGUAACCAUCUGCAUAGCCACUCUGAUUCAGAAAACCAAACCAUGACUGGUAUGGCUGCAAAGAGAAACCAUAAAUGUGACUCUGAGAGAGACACAGUAGUGCCAUCAGUAAAAGAUGAUGGCAAACACAUUCAUGACCAGAGUCGCCAUCACCAUCAUCACCACCCUCAUCUCCAUCAUCAUGACCAUAAUGGUACACAUCAUUCUCAUAAUGAUUCGGUUAGUCAUAGUGAACAUGGAGAACAGAACCAUGAACCUUCAACAGAGACAAACACAACUCAAGAUCAGCCAGAAAGAAAACAACGGAAACAGAAGAAGAAGCAAAAGAAGAUCAGUGAGACUUCAGGAGAUGCUACACGGGAUUAUGCUCCAGAUCAUGAUCCAGGUGAUCAGUAUGAGCACAAUCGUGUUCAUAAACAUGAUCAUGUACAUGAUGCAUCUCACUUGCAUGUACACCAUCAUGAACACAGUAGCGAUCGUUCUACUAGUCAUGGACAUCAAGAUUCCAGUUUAGGUAAUGAGGAUGGACACCAUCAUACCAGCAAACGAGAAGCACCUCAUAAGCAGAUUAGUGUAAGAAAACAUGCUAUUUUUUCAACGCGUAGUCAUAAGGAUCAUAAUGGAGAUGAACGUGAUCGUGAAGAGUGCUUAAAUGUUACCCAACUGCUACGGUACUAUGGUCUGGAAACCAGCUCUCCAAUAUCUCCUGAGUUGUUCAUAUACAUGUGUCCUGCUUUGCUAUACCAGAUUGAGAGAAGGCUUUGUAUUGUACGUUACGAUGAGCUUGAAGAUUUUAUGAAAAGUAAAAAUGCAUCAAUUGAGAAUAAAGAUAAAACAGGUGCAUCAGCCUGGUUUUGUGGUAUCAUCUCUAUCACCGUCAUUAGCCUGCUUUCCUUGCUAGGUGUGAUCUUGAUUCCCAUCAUUAACCAAUGGUGCUUCAAAUUUCUUCUAACUUUCUUGGUAGCUCUGGCUGUAGGAACAAUGAGUGGAGAUGCACUACUCCAUCUGUUGCCACAUUCACAUGGAGGCCACAACCACAGUCACCACCAUGGCCAAGGUCAUGUUCAUGAACACAAGCGUUCUCAUCGACAUGCCCACGGACAUGGAGUACGGACUGAAGGCUUUCUAGAAGAAAAUGAUCCAGUGCUGAAAGGUCUUGUGGCACUUGGAGGCAUUUAUGUUUUGUUCAUCAUUGAACAUUGUAUAAGAAUGUACAAGCAUUACAAUAAACAAAAGAGUAAGCAGAAAUGGUGCAAGAAAAAACAGACUGAAGAAUCACCAAUUGGAAGGAAACUUUCCGAUCACAAAUUAAAUAAUAGACCAGAUGCUGACUGGCUUCAGCUCAAACCCCUUGCAGGAGCAGACGACUCAGUUUUAUCUGAAGAUCGACUCAAUGAAACUGAACUAACUGAUUUAGAUGGCCAGCUGGAAUCCCCUCCCAAAAACUUCUUGUCUGUAGAAGAGGACAACAAUAUGCAUCAUUCUCACAAUGAUGUCUCACAUGCUGCUCAAGGGCAUGAUCUUCAUGAUUCAGAGUAUGACAGCCAUGGCGAAGAUAAAAUGAUAGCUAGAAAACACAGUCACCACUGGCAUCACAAACAUUCCCAUCAUUCCCAUGGCCACUGUCAUUCUGGAAAAGACCUGAAAGAUACUGGGAUAGCUAAUAUUGCUUGGAUGGUAAUUAUGGGAGAUGGCAUUCACAACUUUAGUGAUGGCUUAGCAAUCGGAGCAGCUUUUAGUGCUGGACUGACAGGAGGAAUUAGUACAUCUAUAGCAGUAUUUUGUCAUGAGCUUCCCCAUGAAUUAGGUGACUUUGCUGUGCUGCUUAAAGCAGGUAUGACAGUAAAGCAAGCUAUUGUGUACAACCUCCUGUCUGCCAUGAUGGCUUACAUAGGCAUGCUGAUAGGCACAGCGGUGGGACAGUAUGCUAAUAACAUCACCUUGUGGAUCUUUGCAAUCACGGCAGGCAUGUUCCUCUAUGUGGCAUUGGUUGACAUGCUUCCUGAAAUGCUUCAUGGAGAUGGAGAUAAUGAAGAGCAUGGUUAUUGUCCUGUGGGGCAGUUCAUUCUUCAGAAUCUAGGCCUGCUUCUUGGAUUUGCCAUCAUGCUGGUGAUUGCCCUCUAUGAAGAUAAAAUUGUGCUUGACAUCCAGUUUUGACCUAAUUCUGGUAAUCACUGU
Messenger RNA from Gavia stellata (red-throated loon), 2636 nucleotides. RefSeq names its product solute carrier family 39 member 10 (gene SLC39A10). Lineage: Eukaryota; Metazoa; Chordata; Aves; Gaviiformes; Gaviidae. Gene Ontology annotation, cellular component: membrane. Bases 42 to 2615 code for a protein of 857 amino acids. Gene Ontology annotation, molecular function: zinc ion transmembrane transporter activity. The record is from RefSeq and is a predicted model, not a curated record. The transcript has 10 exons. Gene Ontology annotation, biological process: intracellular zinc ion homeostasis; positive regulation of B cell receptor signaling pathway; zinc ion import across plasma membrane.